Molecule: messenger RNA, 1233 nt
Organism: Aricia agestis (brown argus)
Lineage: Eukaryota; Metazoa; Arthropoda; Insecta; Lepidoptera; Lycaenidae
Product: cuticle protein-like
Exons: 7
Coding region: 46-1233 (395 amino acids)
Cellular component (GO): extracellular matrix
Source: RefSeq, a predicted model, not a curated record
CUAGUGUCAAAGUGAGCAUACGUGCAAAAUAGAAAUUUAAGGAAAAUGUUCGCAAAGGUGCUGUUAGUUUGCUCACUGGUGGCGGCGGCGCAGGCGGGGCUCAUCGCAGCCGGCCACGGCGCGCACUACUCUCACGGCGCGGCCGUGUCCUCGCAGUCCAUCGUCCGCCAUGACCUGUCGCACGGCCAGCAGUACGCACCCCUCAUCCAGCACGCCGCCCCCGUCAUCCAGCACGCCGCCCCCCUCAUCCAGCACGCCGCUCCCCUCAUCCAGCACGCUGCUCCCCUCAUCCAGCACGUCCAGCACGUCGCGCCCGUGCAGCAAGUCGCCCACUCCGCGCCCCUCGUCAGCCUGCAAGGCGGACACCAGAUUGAGGCGUACAACGUGAGUCUACCACCUGACCUUACAUAUCCCAAGUACGAGUUCGAGUACAGCGUGUCGGACCCGCACACCGGCGACAUCAAGUCCCAGCACGAGGCCCGCGACGGAGACGUGGUCAGCGGCUCCUACAGCCUGCACGAGGCCGACGGCUCUGUGCGCACGGUGCACUACAGCGCCGAUGACCACAGCGGCUUCAACGCCCAGGUGGAGCACUCCGGACACUCGGCGCACGCGCAGCCCGCGCAUCAGCUGCUCCAUCAUUCAAUAAUCGAGUGUACCACAAGAACCACCAACAUGAUCGCUAAAAUCGUACUUCUGGUAGCGGGAGUGGCGUGUGUGAGCGCGCAGCACUACUCUCACGGCGCGGCCGUGUCCUCGCAGUCCAUCGUCCGCCACGACCUGUCGCACGGCCAGCAGUACGCACCCCUCAUCCAGCACGCCGCCCCCGUCAUCCAGCACGCCGCCCCCCUUAUCCAGCACGCCUCCCCUAUCAUCCAGCAUGCCGCUCCCCUCAUCCAGCACGUCCAGCACGUCGCGCCCGUGCAGCACGUCGCCCACGCCGCACCCCUCGUCGGCCUGCACGGUGGACACCAGAUUGAGGCGUACAACACCCACCCCAAGUACGAGUUCGAGUACAGCGUGUCGGACCCGCACACUGGUGACAUCAAGUCCCAGCACGAGGCCCGCGACGGAGACGUGGUCAGCGGCUCCUACAGCCUGCACGAGGCCGACGGCUCUGUGCGCACGGUGCACUACAGCGCCGACGACCACAGCGGCUUCAACGCUCAGGUGGAGCACUCCGGACACUCGGCGCACGCGCAGCCCGCGCAUCAGCUGCUCGCCCAUCAUUAA